AUGAGUUCUCAAGAUGAUAUUAAUCAAAAUUGGCAGAAAAUUGAAAAUGACGUAAAAGCAAAGCUUAUAAAAUUUCUUCAAAAUAUAUCUUUUUCACAAGCUAGCAAAUUACUUCAAGAUGCUAAUAUAAAAUUCCAAUAUGGAACUGAUUUUAAUUUAUUCUUUUCUUAUACACUUUGUUCUACAUACAAUAGUAAAUAUCAAAGAGCAAAAUAUAAAGACAAAAAUAAUCUAGCAAAAAUAUUGUUACAAGAUUAUGGUUCUGAUGAUGUAACUAUGACUUCAAGUAAGAUAGAAGAACUAAAAUUAUCUAUGAUAAUUGAAAACAAACAAAAAUAUAAUGCUGCUAAAAUAUUAAUAAUUUCACCAGUUAAUUUUAAUAAUAUCAUUGAAAAAAUUCAUUUAUAUAUUCAAAAAUCUCUUGGUGAUGAAAAACUCAAUGUGUUUGAUUAUUCUCUUCAAUACAAAGCACUCAAUAGUAGAGGUACAGCAAAUACUUUGGAGAAAGAAACAGAUUUUAAUGAUUUUUUAAAUGAAUAUAAAAAAAUAAUUGGUAGUAAUAAAAAAAUGGGAAUUAGUGAAAUUCCAGAAAAUAGUUCAUCUUCAGAUUCUAAUACAGAAAAAAUUAAAGUUUUUCAUAAGAAAAAUAAAUCUAGAGCUGUUCAAAAAGAAGAUUUAACAUCAGAACAAAUGACAAGAGCACAAGUGAUAAAUGAAUUAUCAGAAAAAUAUAGAU
This is a messenger RNA of Diversispora eburnea, 736 nucleotides long. Lineage: Eukaryota; Fungi; Glomeromycota; Glomeromycetes; Diversisporales; Diversisporaceae. The record is from the annotation of a GenBank genome assembly.